AUGGCGGCGCGGCCUGCGUCCCGGAUGCUGAGGAGGGUCCUGAGGAUCUGCACGCGGAGCUGCAGUUCGUGGGCUCCGGUGACGCAGCCCAGUCCCGGAGAGUCCUCCCAGCCUGUGGUGGAGGAGCUGUCCAGGAGGAGGCAAUUCCUGAGGGAACACGCUGCCCCCUUUUCCACCUUCCUCACUGACAGCUUUGGCCGCCAGCACAGCUACCUGCGAAUCUCCCUCACCGAGAAGUGCAACCUCAGAUGUCAGUACUGCAUGCCUGAGGAAGGGGUCCCCCUGACCCCAAAGGCAGACCUGCUGACCACUGAGGAGGUCCUGACCCUUGCACGGCUCUUUGUGAAGGAAGGUGUGGACAAGAUCCGACUCACGGGUGGGGAGCCGCUCAUCCGGCCUGACGUGGUGGAUAUUGUGGCCCAGCUUCACGAGCUGGAAGGCCUCAGGACCAUUGGCGUUACAACCAACGGCAUCAACCUCGCCCGGCUGCUACCCCAGCUUCAGAAAGCAGGCCUCAGUGCCAUCAACAUCAGCCUGGACACCCUAGUACCAGCCAAGUUUGAGUUCAUCGUCCGUCGGAGAGGUUUCCACAAAGUCAUGGAGGGCAUCCACAAAGCCAUCGAGCUGGGCUACAACCCCGUGAAGGUGAACUGUGUGGUGAUGCGAGGCCUCAAUGAAGACGAGCUUCUGGACUUUGUGGCUUUGACUGAGGGUCUCCCCCUGGACGUGCGCUUCAUAGAGUACAUGCCCUUCGAUGGCAACAAGUGGAACUUCAAGAAGAUGGUCAGCUACAAGGAGAUGUUGGACACAGUGCAGCAGCGGUGGCCAGAGCUGGAGAAGCUGCCAGAAGAAGAGUCCAGCACAGCCAAGGCUUUUAAGAUCCCCAGCUUCCGAGGCCAGAUCAGCUUCAUCACGUCCAUGUCUGAGCACUUCUGUGGCACCUGCAACAGGCUACGGAUCACAGCUGACGGCAACCUCAAAGUCUGUCUUUUUGGAAACUCAGAGGUAUCUCUCCGGGAUCACCUGCGGAUGGGGGCCUCAGAGGAGGAGCUGCUGACCAUCAUCGGGGCUGCUGUGGGCAGAAAGAAGCGGCAGCACGCAGGCAUGUUCAGUAUUUCCCAGAUGAAGAACCGGCCCAUGAUCCUCAUCGGUGGGUGA
This is a messenger RNA of Elephantulus edwardii (Cape elephant shrew), 1158 nucleotides long. It is a transcript of the gene MOCS1, whose product is annotated as molybdenum cofactor synthesis 1. The record is from RefSeq and is a predicted model, not a curated record. The transcript has 10 exons. NCBI's taxonomy places the organism in Eukaryota, Metazoa, Chordata, Mammalia, Macroscelidea, Macroscelididae. Gene Ontology annotation, molecular function: cyclic pyranopterin monophosphate synthase activity; metal ion binding; 4 iron, 4 sulfur cluster binding. Gene Ontology annotation, biological process: Mo-molybdopterin cofactor biosynthetic process. The coding region runs from base 1 to 1158 and encodes 385 amino acids.